AGCAGGUAAAAGGAAAUCGCUGUUCGCUGGACUUAAUGAGGAAAGAGAAAGAGGGGAUUCGAAUUUGGAAGCCUCUGCUGGAAUUCUGUUGAAAAUUAAAACUAAGAAUAUUUAUAUUUUUAUUAUUUUUCUGUAUAUGCACGUUCUCACUUAAUAAUCGAUAAAAGCGCGUCCUAAGGAAUAGUAUUUAUGUUUUUUUCUUUCUCCAUGUUUGGCCGGCGAGAAAAUCCAAGGAAUAAUUGUUAUUAGUUUGUUGAUUCUCAUGAGGAAAAUGGACCUUCGUAAUAGUGUUUCCCAUCGUUCCGGGAGAUUAAGAGAUCUUAAGGAUUCAUUUCGUAAUCUUGUGUCUAGGAGCCAUGAAGCAACCACGGGUGGUGUAAAAUCUGAUAGUGCAUUGAAGGACUUCUUUAUUCCAGAUUACAUUCUUGUGGCUGGAUCAGAGCCUGAGGAAUACAAUGAGGAGUCUCAUGUGCCUCCCUGUCCUGUCCUUGUGUUCAUCAACUCAAAAAGUGGAGGCCAGCUCGGAGGGGAGCUUCUUCUUACGUAUCGCUCCCUUCUUAACCAAAAUCAGGUUAUCGAUUUGGGAGAAAAGGCCCCUGAUAAGGUCCUCCAUCAAAUUUAUGCCACCCUGCAAACUCUCAAGAACAAUGGUGAUGAAUUCGCUACUGAAAUUGAGAAGCGACUAAGAAUUAUAGUUGCAGGUGGAGAUGGUACGGCUGGUUGGCUCCUUGGUGUUGUUAGUGAUCUCAAACUACCUCAACCUCCACCGAUUGCUACAGUACCCUUAGGAACCGGAAAUAACCUCCCAUUUGCAUUUGGUUGGGGAAAGAAAAACCCAGGCACAGACUGUAUAUCUGUGGAGACAUUUUUGGAGCAAGUAAGGGCUGCCAAAGAAAUGAAAAUUGACAGCUGGCAUAUUAUCAUGAGAAUGAAAUGCCCAAAGGAAGGUUCUUGUGAUCCAGUUGCCCCUCUUGAACUACCCCAUUCUUUGCAUGCAUUUCAACGUGUCUCUGAAUCAGAUUCAUUAAAUAUGGAGGGUUAUCACACUUUCCGUGGGGGCUUUUGGAAUUAUUUCAGUAUGGGAAUGGAUGCUCAAGUGUCAUAUGCCUUUCACUCUGAGAGGAAGUUGCAACCAGAGAAAUUUAAAAACCAAUUAGUAAACCAGAGUACUUAUUUAAAGCUUGGAUGCACUCAAGGAUGGUUUUGUGCCUCUCUUCUUCAUCCUUCUUCACAGAACAUAGCACAGCUUACAAGGGUUAAAGUCAUGAAAAGCAAAGGUGAAUGGGAGGACCUCAAUAUACCUAGCAGCAUCAGGUCCAUUGUUUGCCUCAACUUGCCCAGCUUUUCAGGUGGACUUAAUCCUUGGGGAAAACCCAACAGAAUGAGAUUGCGCGAUCGUGGCUUCACACCUCCUUAUGUAGAUGAUGGUCUUAUUGAGGUUGUUGGUUUUAGGAAUGCUUGGCAUGGGCUUGUGCUUCUUUCUGCAAAAGGACAUGGUACUCGUCUUGCACAGGCAAGUAGAAUCUGUUUCGAGUUCCGUAAGGGUGCAGCUGACCACACAUUCAUGAGGAUCGAUGGAGAACCUUGGAAACAACCACUUCCAGUGGAUGAUGAUACAGUUGUUGUAGAGAUUUCUAAUCAUUCCCAAGUAACAAUGCUUGCCACUACAUCAUGCCAAUCCAGAAGCAUACAUGAUCCAGCACCACCUAUCGAUGAUCAUGAUGAGGAAGAGGAGAAUACGGAUGAAGAAAAUGAAUCUGAUGAAGAUUGGGAAGAACGCAGGAAGUUUGGAGCGGCAGACUCUUUCAAAUUUCCAGAUGAUGUUGAUAUAUCUCAACUUAGUUGAGCUACAAACAUGUUAUCCUGUAUUUUCCAUCUGUUGAUUAGGCUUAGAUGUUAAUUGCAUUCUUAGCUUAUUGCUUUGGCCAUGGCUGAUGAUAUGUCUACUAUGGCCAGGAGAACUUUAUAUCCAUUUACAAUGUACUGCAGAUUUUGCUCCAGAAUUCAACUAACCUGCAUGUGUGCAUUGACUCUUAUGUGGAAUUGAUGCUUCAAGGACGGCAUGUACAAGGUGAAGGCAAUUUGGAUGCACUCCAAGCACGAUAUUUAUAUAGCAGCCGCUCAGUACUGCAUAAAAUGCCCAGAAUUCAGUGAGCUCUAUUUAAUGGAAUGGAGAUGGUGUGAACUUGAGGUUGUUAUGGCUUUCUCAGUGGAUGCUCGGAGCGUCUUGCGUUGUUGUUAUGGGUAUGCGAGCAAAUUCAUGGGGAGGCUGAUCAUUCUGUAAUUUUCCAAUCAUGUGGAAGCUGAUCGUUCUAUAAAAAAUAAACUAAAAAAAAAAAAAAAAACAAAAGAAAGGAACGAGCUGCAUUGCUAAGAAAUUGUUGGCAAUUAUUUAUUUAUUUAUUUAUUUUUUUGAAAUGGUGUUGGCAAUUAUUUAUAUUGUGCUCUAAAUUUUCAACUCAUAAUUGAUGGAAUCACACAAACAAAAAUUGAAACCUAAUAAAGUGGAAUAAGUAUUUUUCUUGUUUGAAUUAGAGAAAAUAUAUAUAAAUAAGAGAAGGAAAAGCUUUAUUUUUUCUGAUUACGUUCUAUCUAUUCUAAAGAAGGAUAAGCAAACAAAUAAAGGAAAACUUAUCCAAAGAAAAGAAAAGCUUCAAGACUGUAAGAAACUUUAGGAUAAGAUCAAACACCAAAUUACCAAACCCUACCCCACCAGAUAUCAGUAUGAUUAUAUCUCUUUGUUUAUUUGGAGUUCGCUUUCACUCUGUCUCACAGUUGUCUGUCCCCAUUCAAUGAUUCUCGGAGCUUGUUUUAGAAAUACCACUGCUAUAAACAAUUGGCUUUCCCUAAACUAUUGGUGAAACCGUCGCUGGUUUAUCUCACCAAUCAAUCCCACUCCCAAUCUUUACCUAUUUUAUUAAUUUAUUUCACCAAUUUUCCACAUAUAUAUAAGAACUCCUCCCCUCCACAACAAAAUCACAAUUGCAAGAUACAAGUCUUUCUUCCUAGCUACUAAAAUCCUCACAUCAAACCAGUUUCAGUUCUCUGUUCCACUCCAUAGUUUACAAAUUCAAAAUGAGUUCUACAAGCAGAGCUUGGAUGGUAGCUGCAAGUAUAGGAGUAGUGGAAGCACUGAAAGAUCAAGGCUUGUGCAGAUGGAACUAUGCACUGAGGUCACUUCAACAACAUGCCAAGAACAAUAUCAGAUCAUAUUCUCAGCAGCCGAAAAAAUUGCUUCCUGCUCUUCCAAAGAAGCUCAGAGAUGACAAGUUGAAACAGUCUGAGGAGUCUCUCAGAACAGUUAUGUAUUUGAGCUGUUGGGGUCCUAAUUGAACCCUCACGCUUGUUUGUGCAGUGCCAAUUUUGCAUUGAAUGUACAUAUAGCUUCCUUUCAGUUUUUAUAAUAAUGUUCCUUCAGCUCUUCUA
Molecule: messenger RNA, 3426 nt
Organism: Manihot esculenta (cassava)
Lineage: Eukaryota; Viridiplantae; Streptophyta; Magnoliopsida; Malpighiales; Euphorbiaceae
Product: diacylglycerol kinase 5
Exons: 13
Coding region: 263-1846 (527 amino acids)
Molecular function (GO): ATP-dependent diacylglycerol kinase activity
Source: RefSeq, a predicted model, not a curated record